This is a messenger RNA of Tachysurus vachellii, 3127 nucleotides long. Its product is annotated as sterol 26-hydroxylase, mitochondrial. Lineage: Eukaryota; Metazoa; Chordata; Actinopteri; Siluriformes; Bagridae. The transcript is spliced from 9 exons. The record is from RefSeq and is a predicted model, not a curated record. The coding region runs from base 186 to 1742 and encodes 518 amino acids. Gene Ontology annotation, biological process: cortisol metabolic process; C21-steroid hormone biosynthetic process; glucocorticoid biosynthetic process. Gene Ontology annotation, cellular component: mitochondrial inner membrane. Gene Ontology annotation, molecular function: oxidoreductase activity, acting on paired donors, with incorporation or reduction of molecular oxygen; iron ion binding; heme binding.
UACUCAGUAGCACAGUGUACAAUAGAAACGAAACCCAAACGGACCUUUGCACAGUUACAGAGAUCGAGCUUUCAGCUAAAGGUUACUCGCGUUCAUCCGGUCCAAAUAAGAGGCCAUUACAGGACGAGUUCAGGCAGGAAACGCACUCGGGAACAGAAUUAUAUCGCUAGUAGAGAGGCACGGAAAUGUUUAGUAAAUCUCUGGGAAGAGGUGGACUGCUCGUGUAUAAGCAAGAUAUUGUCACUGGACUGAAAUGUGUCACAGCAGCGUGUAUGAAUGUGAGACACAACAACUCCACUGUCCUGGGCACCAAACUGAGCAGGAUGGAAGACUUGGGCGGCCCCAGCUUUCUAACAUCCCUCUACUGGCUCUUUGGUAAAGGAUACUUUCAGAUUACACACCAAAUGCAGAUUGAGCACAGCAAAAUCUAUGGUCCUCUGUGGAAGUCCAAAUAUGGGCCAUUAGUGGUCGUAAAUGUGGCAAGAGCAGACCUCAUAGAGCAGGUCCUGAGACAAGAGGGUCGUCACCCCAUUCGAACUGACAUGCCCCACUGGAGAGGAUACCGGGAGCUCCGGAACCAGGCUUAUGGUCCUCUCACAGGAUUAGGGGCAGAAUGGCAACGCAUCAGAAGCAUCUUGAACCCUCGCAUGUUGAAGCCCAAACAUGUGUCUGGUUAUACUAACGCUAUCAAUGUGGUGGUAAAAGACUUCAUAGAGAAGGUGGCUUGGCUAAGGGCAGCAAAAGGCAAUGGUGAAAUUGUGCCUGACGUUGCUGGAGAACUCUACAAGUUUGCAUUUGAAGGUAUAUGCUCUGUGGUAUUUGAAACCCGACUGGGUUGUCUGGAUGAAGUGAUCCCUGAGGAAACUGAGAAGUUCAUCUUUUCUGUGGGAGAAAUGUUCCGCCUUUCCCCCAUCAUUGUCCUUUUCCCGAAGUCUGUGUGGCCCUACAUGCCCUUUUGGAAGCACUUUGUAGCCGUAUGGGAUCAUCUGUUCCAAGUUGCUGAAGAUUUAGUUCAGAAGAAAAUGGCAGAGAUUCAGGAAAAGCUGAAGCAGGGAUUGCCUGUAGAUGGUGAGUACCUCACUCAUCUGCUGAUCAGCGAGCAGAUGACCCCAACUGAGGUGCUGGGAAGCAUCACUGAACUGCUACUGGCUGGAGUCGACACUACAUCCAACACUAUUUCCUGGGCUCUCUACCAUUUGGCCCAAGAUCCAGAGGUCCAGCAGAAGCUCUAUGAUGAAGUAAUCAGUGUUUGCCCAGGUGACAAGAUGACUUCCAGUGAAGACAUUGUCAGAAUGCCUUGGCUGAAAGCUGUUGUUAGAGAGACACUUCGGUUAUAUCCUGUGGUGCCAGGGAAUGCUCGAAUCACUGCUGAAAAUGAAAUAGUGGUGGGCGGUUACCUCUUCCCUAAAAAUACUCUGUUCCACUUGUGCCACUAUGCUGUGUCCUACGAUGAGAAUAUAUUCCCAGAGCCCCACACAUUUUCACCAAAGCGCUGGUUGCGUGAAGAGAAGCAAUUAAGCCAGCACCCAUUUGGCUCUGUGCCUUUUGGAUUUGGUAUCCGUGCGUGCUUAGGAAGAAGAGUAGCUGAACUGGAAAUGUAUCUUAUUCUGUCUCAGUUAAUUAAACACUAUGAACUGAGACCAGAUCCCACAGGCAAGACUGUGAAACCUAUAACAAGAACUCUGCUGGUUCCGGCCACACCGAUUGACCUUCGGUUUAUCGACAGGCAGAAUGCAAAAUGAAUCUACAUAAAAAUAUUAACAAUCUAAUGUGUUUAAAAGCUGCUACACUGCUGUAUUGACCUUAUUGUGGCUUAUAAUGCCUGCCUUUUUCUGAGCAUCAAAUGCAGAAAUAAGAAAUUAAUUUUUAAUUCAUAGACCAAAGAGAGUAGAACUGUAUACUGCUUGUGUGUAAUGACAUGAAUGCAUGAAUUGUAUUAUUUAAACAGCAUAUGCAUUGAACUGGAGUUACUCUAAUAUAACAGUUGGUAGAACUAGUUCCAAAUCUUUUUUUAAUAACUGUGGGCUAAAUACAACUUCUCUCUAAAUUCAACCUUAUUGGAUACAUUGGUGCCACCAUAACAUAUAAUAUAGAAUACAUGUGAAAACACUAAAAGCAGGUAUUCGCACUUCUUUUAUCUAUAAACUGCUCAUUAUAGUAAAAUGCUUGAUGUUUUUAACAAAAACUUUGAAACUUUAUUUGAAUUGUCUAUGCACUUCUAGAUAUUUUGUGAAUUGUAUAAAACUUUAUUUUUAUUAUGAUCAAUAAUCAGUGUUUGUAUAACCUUUCAUAUAAAAUAUGCUAUGAUAUAUUCUAUAUUAGGGGGGCAUGGUGGCUUAGUGGUUAGCAUGUUCGCCUCACACCUCCAGGGUCGGGGUUCGAUUCCCGCCUCCACCUUGUGUGUGUGGAGUUUGCAUGUUCUCCCCGUGCCUCGGGGGUUUCCUCCGGGUACUCCGGUUUCCUCCCCCGGUCCAAAGACAUGCAUGGUAGGUUGAUUGGCAUCUGGAAAAUUGUCCCUAGUGUGUGAUUGCGUGAGUGAAUGAGAGUGUGUGUGUGCCCUGUGAUGGGUUGGCACUCCGUCCGAUGAUGCCUGAGAUAGGCACAGGCUCCCCGUGACCCGAGGUAGUUCGGAUAAGCGGUAGAAGAUGAAUGAAUGAAUGAAUGAAUAUUCUAUAUUAUUCGAUAUAUGAUACAUAUUAAAUCGCACAUUGAUCAUGAUAGGCAGAUUUAACAGUUUUGUAUAAGCAACACCAUGGAACAUUUGGGGUCUGGUGGCUGCAACAAAAAACAACAAGCACUGCUUGUUCUCCAUCUGUAGAAGAUUUGAUUUCGAUUAAUAAUAAUGUAACAGAUUCAAAUAUUUUGUAUGAUUUUGUGAUUGUAUACUUGGUUUGACAGGUAGCUUCAGAGGAAUUAUUGUCUGUUUGUUUAAGUGCAGAUAAAAGUGUUUUUCAUUGAUUAUAAUUUUGUUCAGUUUGUCUAGCUAGCUAAGGUAAUUUAUGCCUAGUGGUUAAGCAAUGUUUGUGUCUUGAACAGAUGUAAACAAGUAACGUGGAUAAGGUCCUAAACUGAUAACAGCAAUUGUACGAAUGGUUAAUAGCAAUGAAUAAACUGUCUUCCACUACAA